GCCGCUGUGUUGUUCAGCUCCAGCUUCGGUUCGUCAUGGCCCGUACCAAGCAGACUGCCCGCAAGUCGACCGGUGGCAAGGCCCCGCGCAAGCAGCUGGCCACCAAGGCGGCCCGCAAGAGCGCGCCGGCCACGGGCGGCGUCAAGAAGCCGCACCGUUACCGGCCGGGCACGGUGGCGCUGCGCGAGAUCCGGCGCUACCAGAAGUCCACGGAGCUGCUGAUCCGCAAGCUGCCCUUCCAGCGGCUGGUGCGCGAGAUCGCGCAGGACUUCAAGACCGACCUGCGUUUCCAGAGCUCCGCCGUGAUGGCGCUGCAGGAGGCGAGCGAGGCCUACCUGGUGGGGCUGUUCGAGGACACCAACCUGUGCGCCAUCCACGCCAAGCGCGUCACCAUCAUGCCCAAGGACAUCCAGCUGGCCCGCCGCAUCCGCGGGGAGGCCUUUGGGAUUGCCAAGCGUCAGGCCUGCACCGGCAGCCUAGCCUCCGAAGCCGUACAGGGUGCGGCCCUGUCGCUUGAGGGCGUACACCACGUCCAUGGCGGUGACCGUCUUGCGCUUGGCGUGCUCCGUGUAGGUGACGGCGUCCCGGAUCACGUUCUCCAGGAACACCUUCAACACACCGCGGGUCUCCUCGUAAAUGAGGCCCGAGAUGCGCUUGACUCCUCCACGCCGAGCGAGGCGCCGGAUCGCGGGCUUGGUGAUCCCCUGGAUGUUGUCCCUCAGCACUUUACGCACUCUCGGAAUAAAACCGGUGACAUCAUGGCUCGUACCAAGCAGACUGCCCGCAAGUCGACUGGUGGCAAGGCCCCGCGCAAGCAGCUGGCCACCAAGGCGGCCCGCAAGAGCGCGCCGGCCACGGGCGGCGUCAAGAAGCCGCACCGUUACCGGCCGGGCACGGUGGCGUUGCGCGAGAUCCGGCGCUACCAGAAGUCCACGGAGCUGCUGAUCCGCAAGCUGCCCUUCCAGCGGCUGGUGCGCGAGAUCGCGCAGGACUUCAAGACCGACCUGCGUUUUCAGAGCUCCGCCGUGAUGGCGCUGCAGGAGGCGAGCGAGGCCUACCUAGUCGGGCUGUUUGAAGAUACCAACCUGUGUGCUAUCCAUGCCAAGCGCGUCACCAUCAUGCCCAAGGACAUCCAGCUGGCACGCCGCAUCCGCGGGGAGCGGGCUUAAGGCAUAUGUUCCUAAGCAGACCAUCUAAAGGCUCU
This is a messenger RNA of Rhinolophus ferrumequinum (greater horseshoe bat), 1204 nucleotides long. RefSeq lists its product as uncharacterized. The record is from RefSeq and is a predicted model, not a curated record. Gene Ontology annotation, molecular function: structural constituent of chromatin; DNA binding; protein heterodimerization activity. Gene Ontology annotation, cellular component: nucleosome. Lineage: Eukaryota; Metazoa; Chordata; Mammalia; Chiroptera; Rhinolophidae. The transcript has 3 exons. Bases 36 to 1169 code for a protein of 377 amino acids.